This is a messenger RNA of Tuber melanosporum (Perigord truffle), 162 nucleotides long. RefSeq lists its product as uncharacterized. The record is from RefSeq and is a predicted model, not a curated record. Bases 1 to 162 code for a protein of 53 amino acids. NCBI's taxonomy places the organism in Eukaryota, Fungi, Ascomycota, Pezizomycetes, Pezizales, Tuberaceae. The transcript has a single exon.
AUGAUACCCUGUUCCUUAAACACCUUGCUUUCCCCCCCCUACCUAUCACGAGAUAUCAUAAACAGUGCUUCCCAGUCGUCGACUAAAAUUGGUCAAUGCACCCACUGCCACCCAGUAAGACACAUACUAGUGCUAUACUGUAGCAAGCUAAGACAGAGAUAA